AUGGCGGUCACGGAUUUCGUCUUCUACCACUACACGCCAUCGAUGGCAGCAGCCAUCGUGAUGUGCGUAGUGUUUUUCAUCGUAGCCGCUCUCCAGAUCUGGUUUUUGCUCAGGCACCGAACCUGGUAUUUCGCACCGUUCGUCAUUGGCUGUCUCUUCGAAGGCGUGGGUUACAUAGGACGCAUCCUCUCGUCGACGGAGGCUCCCAACUAUACCAAGACCCCAUACAUCAUCCAGUCUCUACUCCUCCUCCUCGGCCCGACCUUCUUCGCAGCAUCCAUCUACAUGGUCCUCGGGCGAAUCAUCACCCUCCUCCACGGCGAGCAGUUCUCCAUGGUCCCGCCCAAGUGGCUCACCAAGGUGUUCGUCAUGGGCGACGUCCUCUCGUUCUUCAUCCAGAGCGGCGGAGGCGCCAUGCUCUCCAAUGCCAAGUCCGAGUCCAAGAUCAAGACGGGCAACUGGAUCAUCGUCGCUGGUCUCGGUGUCCAGAUCGUCUUCUUCGGCCUUUUCGUCAUCGUCGCCCUGCUGUUCCACAUACGCAUCCGGAAGUACCCUACCAUGCGGGCCAAGACGACCAGUGCCCCCUGGCAGGCUCUGCUGUACGUUCUGUACGCGAGCAGCUGCCUGAUCCUGAUCCGAUCCAUCUAUCGUGUGGCCGAGUACAUUACGGGGUCCAAUGGAGUCAUUCAGGACAAGGAGUGGUGGCUGUAUGUGUUUGAUGCCGUGCCAAUGGUCUUGGUCACCAUCUUGUUUUGCGGUUUCCACCCGAGCCGUGAGGUGGGCUCUGAGGCCCAUCUCGAUGUAUGA
Cryphonectria parasitica EP155 is the source of this 807-nucleotide messenger RNA. RefSeq names its product RTA1 like protein. The transcript is spliced from 3 exons. The coding region runs from base 1 to 807 and encodes 268 amino acids. Lineage: Eukaryota; Fungi; Ascomycota; Sordariomycetes; Diaporthales; Cryphonectriaceae. The record is from RefSeq and is a predicted model, not a curated record. Gene Ontology annotation, cellular component: membrane.